Platichthys flesus (European flounder) is the source of this 5798-nucleotide messenger RNA. RefSeq names its product membrane-associated phosphatidylinositol transfer protein 2-like. Gene Ontology annotation, biological process: phospholipid transport. NCBI's taxonomy places the organism in Eukaryota, Metazoa, Chordata, Actinopteri, Pleuronectiformes, Pleuronectidae. Gene Ontology annotation, molecular function: metal ion binding; phosphatidylinositol binding; phosphatidylcholine binding. The transcript is spliced from 28 exons. Bases 353 to 4669 code for a protein of 1438 amino acids. The record is from RefSeq and is a predicted model, not a curated record. Gene Ontology annotation, cellular component: cytoplasm.
CUGAAUGUAAACAGCAGCAUCAGCUUUGAGGAAACAUCCACCCUCCUCUUCCUCCUCCUCCUCUACCGCGGAUUUACCGGGACUGCAGACACACUCAGAGCCGCAGGAGGAACCAUCGCUGGAGAUGGACUGCAGGUAGGAGACAACAAUACACGUCUGUGGCUUCGGAAAACAAAUGGAAACCAUUUCCUGUCAGCUGACAAGCCGUGGAAGAAGUGUUCAAAUCCCACGUUUGAAUAACGAUGACUCCCAUCCUCGCUGUUUGAACAUGCUGCUCGGGUAGUGAAGGCGACUGCGAGGAGCGUCUACCCAAUUAAACUCCCCUCACACACACGCGCACACAAGCACAACCAUGCUGAUCAAGGAGUAUCGUAUCCCCAUGCCGAUGAGUGUGGAGGAGUACCGCAUCGCUCAGCUCUACAUGAUCCAGAAAAAGAGCCGAGAGGAGAGCUGCGGCGAGGGUAGCGGCGUGGAGAUCCUGGAGAACAAGCCUUAUGUGGACGGCCCCGGGGGCUCAGGCCAGUACACGCACAAGGUCUACCACAUCGGGAAACACAUUCCGUCCUGGUUCUGUGCCAUCCUGCCUCAAGCUGCCCUCCGAGUGGAGGAGGAGUCCUGGAACGCCUACCCCUAUACACGAACCCGGUAUACCUGUCCCUUUGUUGAGAAAUUCUCUAUCGACAUUGAGACGUAUUAUAAACCAGAUACUGGAAACCAAGUGGACGUCUUCAAUCUGUCCUCUGCUGAAAGGAGACAGAGGACUGUAGACCCCAUAGACAUCGUGAAGGACUACAUCGCUCCUCAUGAGUACCUGGUGGAGGAAGACCCCAAACUGUACCAGUCCGACAAGACCAAACGGGGUCCACUGUCAGAGGACUGGAUAGAGGAGAUCAACCAGGACCCUGGUCAGAACCCCGUCAUGUGCGCCUACAAGCUCUGCAAAGUGGAGUUCAGAUACUGGGGCAUGCAGUCCAAGAUCGAACGCUUCAUACAUGACGUGGGUCUGCGUAAAGUGAUGGUCCGUGCCCACCGGCAGGCGUGGUGCUGGCAGGACGAGUGGUACGGCCUGACCAUCGAGGACAUCAGGCAGCUGGAGCUGGAGACCCAGCUGGCGUUGGCUAAGAAGAUGGCCCACUACAGCCUCAGUGAGGAGGGGGGAGCGGAGCCCAAUGGCUCCACUGUCAGCCAGGACCAGCAGCAGGGAGCUGAGGCUGUGGGAUCCAGUGCAGAGGCCGAGGGAGGAGGAGGGAAGCUGGGGGAGUCACUGGAGUCACGGGGGGAGCUCACCAAGCAGUGGUCAACAUCCUCUAGAUCCUCCAAUAGGUCAUCUAAGAGAGGAGGUAGUCCAUCUCAUCAGAGCAUUUCAGAAUGGAGGAUGCAGAGCAUUGCGCGGGACUCAGAGGACAGUACCGACGAUGAGUUCUUUGAUGCUCAUGAGGACUUUUCUGACAAUGAGGAGAUGUUCGCCAAGGAGAUCACCAAGUGGAGCUCCAACGACCUGAUGGACAAGAUAGGGACUACAGAGGCGGAUGAAGCACAAGAAACGUUGUAUCGGGAGUCGGGCGAGGAGUACGCCGUGAUGAGUAAUGAGGAGGCGCAGAUGGAGGAUUGUUCAUCUCAGCAGUGUCUGCAGUCGUCCAAAAUCCAUGUCCUCAUUCUGGUCCUGCACGGAGGAAACAUCCUGGCCACUGGCUCGGGUGAUCAGAGCAGCAAGCAGGCGGAUGUAAACACGCUGAGUGGGGCUUUUGAGACCGUGAUGAGGGUUCAUUACCCGGCAGCGCUGGGCCGCCUCGCCAUCCGGAUGGUCCCCUGCCCUGCUGUGUGUGUCGACGCAUUCUCCCUGGUCUCCAACCUGAGCCCCUACAGCUACGACGAGAGCUGCCUCUCCAGCAGUCAGGACCACAUCCCCCUGGCCGCUCUGCCUCUUCUGGCUACCUCUGCUCCACAGUAUCAAGACGCUGUAGCAUCCGUCAUCUUACGAGCCAAUCAGGUCUAUGGGGACUUCAUCAAGUCUCCAGAUGGGUCGUCUUUUUGUGGCCAGGUGUGUGUCAUUGGCGACUGUGUCGGUGGUAUCCUGGGAUUUGAUGCUCUGUGCAGCAGCUCGGUGACGGUGUCAGAGAGUCAAAACAGCAGCAGACGGGGCAGCACCAUCAGUGUGCAGGACACAGACCUCCUCUCUCCAGGUAUUAUUAUAAACAGCAUCUCUCCGUCUUCGCCGUCCCUUGAGGGAAGCCGCCAUCUCAGCCGCAGCAACAUAGACAUCCCUCGCUGCUCGGGGCCCGACGACGCCAAGAAAGCACUUCCUCGCAAGCGCAGCGACUCGUCCACGUACGAGCUGGACACCAUCAAACACCACCAAGCCUUCCUGUCCAGUCUUCACUCCAGCGUGCUCCACGGGGAGCCCGGAUCGCGGCGCUCCAGCAACAGCACCAUGUUGGAGGGAGGCUCCUUGGGAAAGUUUGACUUCGAGGUGACUGACUUCUUCCUCUUCGGCUCUCCUCUGGGGCUGGUGCUCGCACUAAGGAAGACUGUGGUGCCCUCGUUAGAUGUGUCGGCUCUGCGUCCAGCCUGUCAGCAGGUUCACAACCUGUUUCACCCGGCCGACCCCUCGGCCUCGCGCAUCGAGCCUCUCCUGGACAAGAGGUUCUACCUGCUGCCUCCCUUGAGUGUUCCCCGCUAUCAGCGCUUCCCUCUGGGUGAUGGACUCUCCGCCCUCUUGGUGGAGACUGUGCAGAGUAACCCUCAGCUUCUGAUGGAUACUGCUGGUAUGGGGCCUCAACGCUGGCAAGAAAGCAACUUCAAUGAGACGUCCAUCCCUGUGCCCGUUCUCAACUGGCAAACCUCACAGCUCCACGCAGAGACGGAUUCUCUCCACUCACAUAACUUCGUCGAUGGCCAGAAUCCAUUGUCCACGUCUCCAGGGGUCCCUCACUUUCGCUGCAACCGCAGGGCCAGUGAGGCCAGCAUAGCCAGCCAGGUGUCCGGUAUAGCCGAUGCUUACACUGCCUCCAACAUCGCCACGACACACAAAGUGACCCUCACUAAAAGGCCCAGUCUGCUGUCCCACCUGGCUCUGCCCUACAAUAAAUUUGCCUCUCGGAACUCGACCCGUCGGUUGCGCAACAAAAUCCUUCAGGUGGUCCAGAGGCCCAACGGUGUGGGGUCUGAGCAGAGCUCGGACCUUAGCUCUGACAUGAGCUCUGACAUGACCUUUGACCUCAGCGAUGUCUCGCCUAACAUCACAGACAUCGGCUCGGCCCCCCCGUCACCUAGGGUGCUGAAGAACAUAGAGCAAGUUGCAUCUCGGUGGUGGGGGGUGAAGAGGAUGGACUACGCCCUGUACUGUCCCGAUGCCCUGACAGCGUUUCCAACAGUGGCUCUGCCUCAUCUCUUCCAUGCCUCCUACUGGGAGUCUACAGAUGUGGUCUCCUUCCUGCUUAGACAGGUGAUGAGACAUGAGAACUCCAGUAUUUUGGAGCUGGACGGCAAAGAAGUGACUGAAUUCACUCCGUCCAAGCCUCGUGAGAAGUGGCUCCGCAAGAGGACUCAUGUUAAGAUUAGAAACGUGACAGCGAACCAUCGCGUCAACGAUGCCGUGUUCACGGAGGACGGAGCCCAGAUGGUGACGGGUCGUUUCAUGUACGGCCCUCUGGACAUGGUUACCCUCACUGGAGAGAAGAUUGACAUCCACAUAAUGACCCAGCCUCCCUCUGGAGAGUGGGUGUGCUUUAACACAGAGCUCACUAACAGCAGUGGACGUGUCUCCUAUGUCAUCCCUGAGAGCAAAAAGCUGGCUGUUGGCGUGUAUCCUGUCAAAAUGGUGGUCAGGGGUGACCACACAUCUGCAGACAGUUAUCUAACGAUUUUACCACGGGGAACAGAGUUUGUAGUGUUCAGUAUUGACGGGUCAUUUGCUGCCAGUGUGUCUAUCAUGGGAAGCGACCCAAAGGUUCGAGCUGGAGCUGUGGAUGUGGUGAGGUAUUGGCAGGACCUGGGCUAUUUGAUAGUGUAUGUAACGGGUCGUCCUGACAUGCAGAAGCAGCGUGUGGUGGCCUGGCUCUCUCAGCACAACUUUCCUCACGGAAUCGUCUCCUUCUGCGACGGCCUGGUUCACGACCCCUUGCGACACAAGGCCAACUUCCUCAAAUCCCUCAUCAACGAGGCCCACAUGAGGAUCUUUGCAGCGUACGGAUCCACCAAGGACAUCUCGGUGUACACGUCUAUCGGCCUGCCUCCGUUCAAUAUCUACAUAGUGGGAAGACCCACAAAGAAAAUGCAGCAGCAGUGUCAGUUCAUCUCGGAUGGCUAUGCUUCCCACCUGUCCCAGCUGGAGUACAACCAGAGGUCUCGUCCCGCCAAGUCCGCCAGCGCCCGCAUGGUCCUCCGCAAGAGCAGCUUCGGCCUGGGUGCAGCCGGAGGCGAAUUCCUCCGUAAACGCAACCACAUCUUUCGCACCAUCACCUCUCAGCAGCCUGGAGGAGCUGGCUCGGCCACCCCCAGCCAGCCGGGCCGGACUGAGCGUACACUGAGCCAGUGUGAGAUGGAGCGCGAUCGGGGGGUCCCAGCAGGUGCCCAGAGAAGCAUGAGUAUAGCUGCAGGGUGCUGGGGCCGCAGCGGGAGCACCAAGGAGGGCAGCGGAGGGCUACUCGGCCCUAAAUUAUUCGAAUGAGGGGCUGAGGUGUCAGAGGCCUGGGCCACCAUGAUCUCUGGACGAGUCAAAGGUGGGAUGAAGAGGGGAGAGCUUGUAUUUUAGAAAUCAGAGAUAGGUGAGGGAUGUGGCAGACACAACACACUGAUUGGCUCAGGAGAGAAUGAGGAUAGGAGAAAAGGGAAGGAGGGAUACUAAGGGAUCUGUUCAGGAGGAGUGGACUAAUCAGGCCAAGUGGGAUCCAGCGUACAAAAGACGAUUCUGUAGCAUGACUCUUUUACAGUAAUACUUUUUAUAGGAGACGUCACUAACUAUUGAAAAAUGACAAUGGAAGCAUUAAGAGAAAUAUUGUAAGCCUUAAAUUAUUCUCGUAUAACGGGACCCCCUCCCCCCCUCCACCCCUCCACUCCCCACUUCCUGAACACACACAUGCCCAAGCAUUCACACUCAUGAGCUCAGGACGAACUGCAGCCCGACUCAUCUUCAAACAGUCGGGCGCGGCAAUGAGCUUCACCUCUGUUUCUGUCCCACUGUCAGCCGAGCGACACACGCUUCAAAAGCAGCAUUGACCGGCGGAAUGAGUCGCCUCACAGUUUAAAAACACAAAGAAAAGGAAGGCAAGAAGAGAUGUGAGAAAUAAAGAUUAGGGUCUCUCAAAUCACUUAAAUCUGUAUGACAUUUUUUCACUUUGACCUGUUGCGGUAUUUAUCUGUACAGAGAGCUUUGCUGUCAUUGUCCAGAAUGGGAGAUAUCUGUCUCUGUCCGUUUUUUCAGUGGAACGUCUCCACCGAGGAAACUAUCCCAAUGAGAGGGGAUUCAUCUGUUUUUUUAAAGUAUUAUUGUUUUUAGCCAUAUGAGGGCAGCAGAGAAAGCUGUAGACAACACUGAUAUAAAAUCACAACUGUUUCUGACAUUAACAAACCCAUUAUACUCAUUGGUAUAAAUGGGGUGGACAAAACAAUAGAAAUAGGCUUCCUCUCUGUAUCACACUGUACAAUUCAAUAGUAUCACAAACUGAUCGCACAGGUGAAUCACUUUGUCUGUAAAACUGAACCAACUGAACCAAUAUAACCUUCUUAAAGGAAGGAUUUACUUUUGUAUUAGACUAGAUUAGCUUUACCUGGACAUGUCUAAUAAAUUGCAAAAUGAG